Molecule: messenger RNA, 1879 nt
Organism: Chironomus riparius
Lineage: Eukaryota; Metazoa; Arthropoda; Insecta; Diptera; Chironomidae
Source: the annotation of a GenBank genome assembly
AUGAAGAAGUUCUUGGUUCUAUUCAUUUUUAUUGCUGUUUGGAGUCAACAAUCAUUAGCAGAUCAAAGAAAAGAAUAUUGUGAUUCUGUUUCGCGUCCCAUAAAAUGUCCCGGAACUUCAAAAUAUCGACAAAUAAGCGGCAGAUGCAAUAACUUACAAAAUCCUUACUUUGGUGCUGCAAACACAAGACUUAUUCGUUUUAUGAAACAUCGAUAUGCAGAUGGUGUUUCAGCACCUCCAAAAUCAGUUACUGGAGCAGACUUGCCAAGUGCUAGAUUGAUAUCACUUGAAGUUUUCAAUGACACGGAUAUCCCAAAUGAUAAAUAUUCACAAGCUUUUAUGCAGUUCGUACAACUUGUUGCUCAUGACAUUUCAAAUGUCUUAAAAGUUCGAAAACAACGAGGGUGUUGCAGAAGUGACGGACAACUUGUUUCUAAUCCUGACUCUAGUUGCUUUUACAUACCCGUACCUGAAAAUGAUGAGAUUCAUAAAGGAAUGAAAUGCUUAGACUUUAUGAGAUCAACAACUGAUGAUGACAUGAAAUGUGGAAAUAAUCCAAAAGGUCCUGUUGAGCAAAUAAAUUCAGCAACAGCUAGUAUGGAUUUAUCGCAUGUUUAUGGAGUCAACAGAGAACAACUUUCGAGGCAACGUUUAUUUAGAAAUGGGCAGCUAGCAAUGGAAACUCGAUCAAAUUCAACUUGGCCAUUACAUGAACCAAACACCAGAAGUGUUUGCUUUUCAAGAAAUUCUCGAGAGACGUGCUACAUGAGUGGUGAUUCAAGAAUCAACAUGGUUCCAACACUUUCAAUUCUACAAAUUUUAUUUGUUCGAGAACACAACCGUAUUGCAUUGGAACUGCUUAAAAUAAAUCCUCAAUGGUCGGAUGAGAUUCUAUUUCAGGAAGCACGACGCAUUAACAUUGCUCAGUUCCAAAAUAUUGCCUAUUAUGGAUGGUUCUAUUCUAUCGUUGGUGAGGAAAACAUGAAAUCACUCGGAUUUUUUUAUCAACCGACUGGAAGUGAAUAUGCGAAUGACUAUGAUGAGACUGUAAACCCAAGCAUAUACAAUGAAUUUUCUGGUGGUGUAUUCAGGUUGCUACAUACAACAAUCGAUGGGCACUUAAGAAAAGUAUCCGAAUCUGGAUCAUUUGAAGGAAUAAUCAGAAUGUCUGACUUUUACCAUCGUCCAAGGAUCAUCGAAGAAAAUGGAAACUAUGACAGCUUAAUGCGAGGAUUGCUGUCUCAACCAGCUGAAUUUUACGAUAACAGCUACGACCCAGAAAUUCGUUCGUAUUUAUUCAAAUUUCAAAGAGAAUAUGGAAGUGAUUUGAAGGCUUUGGAUAUCCAAAGAGGUAGAGAUCAUGGACUUGCUAGUUAUAAUGAUUUGAGGAGUUUCUGUGAUCUUCCGAGAGCUACAAAGUGGGAGGAUCUUGCAGAUCAUAUAGAACUGGCUGAUAUUGAAAAUUUGAAGAAAGUGUAUGCACAUGUCGAUGAUGUUGAAUUGAACGUUGGAUCAUCCCUUGAAAAGCCAUUCGGAUCUGGAAUCACCAUUGGAAUAACUUACGUUUGCUUGCUUAAAAUCCAAGUAUCAGCCUUUCGCACAGCUGAUCGCUAUUGGUUUGAAACUAGUAAUCCUACAGUUAGAUUCACACCGAAUCAGUUGGCAGAGAUAAGAAAGUCUAGCUUCUCGAGAAUUGUUUGUGACAACACUCAAAGCAUCUUUAGUGUCCCUAAAAACCCAUUUUUUGUAUCUAGUGAUGAGAAUACUUUUAUAAAGUGCUCUGAUGUUCCAAGAGUUGACUUGUCGUUGUUUAAGGAAUAGUUGAGGAAAUAAAGUUGAAUAAUUAAGUUUGUUGCAUAACUUUCAGGAGUUUUUGAAU